AUGGCCUCCUGGAUCUUCCCCUCUGCUCCUCCAAAUCUCUCUGAACACUUCAUGUACGACAGCUUUCUGCAAAAUGAAUCCGACUCCAAUUUUGGUAACUACACGGACUAUGGCUUCAACCAGACCAGUACCAUUGUCAUCACGUGCAUGUACUUCCUGGUUUGCACCGUUGGACUUUGCGGAAACGCUUUGGUCAUUUAUGUCAUCCUCCGCUACGCUAAGAUGAAAACCGUUACAAAUAUCUACAUUCUCAAUCUCGCAGUUGCAGAUGUUUUGUUCAUGCUGGGUUUGCCGUUUAUAGCCAUCCAACUGGCUCUUGUUCACUGGCCCUUCGGCCCAGUUUUAUGUCGAGUUGUGAUGACAGUGGACUCUUUGAACCAAUUCACGUCAAUCUUCUGCCUUAUGGUCAUGAGUAUUGACCGCUACUUGGCUGUGGUGCAUCCAAUCAAGUCUACAAAAUGGCGGAAACCACGUAUGGCCAAGAUCAUCAAUUUAGCAGUGUGGGGCAUUUCGCUAAUGGUCAACCUGCCUAUUGUUAUCUACAGUGGAGUUAUUACAAAGCAUGAUGGGUGUUCUUGCACUAUAGUUUGGCCCGAGCCAGAAGAAGCAUAUUACACAGCGUUUAUGUUCUAUACAUUUGUGUUGGGGUUUUUCUUGCCUCUACUGGUGAUCUGUUUGUGCUACCUGUUGAUCAUUAUAAAAGUCAAAUCUUCAGGAAUUCGUGUCGGAUCUUCGAAGAGGAAAAAAUCUGAGCGAAAAGUUACACGGAUGGUGUCAAUCGUAGUCGCCGUCUUUGUCUUCUGCUGGCUGCCUUUCUACGUCUUCAAUGUGACUUCAGUGACGGGCACCCUCUCCACCACGCCCUUCCUGAGAUCUACCUUUGCUUUCGUGGUCGUCCUGGGGUACGCCAACAGCUGCGCCAACCCCAUACUGUACGCGUUUCUGUCGGAAAACUUCAAAAAGAGUUUCCAGAAUGUUUUGUGCUUGAAAAAAGUGGGAGGGCUGGACGAGGCGGAGCGCAGUGAUAGCAGACAGGAUAAGUCACGCAUGAUCAAUGACCCCACAGAGACGCAGAGCACACUUUUUAAUGGAGAUCUGCAAACUAGCAUCUAA
Boleophthalmus pectinirostris (great blue-spotted mudskipper) is the source of this 1113-nucleotide messenger RNA. RefSeq names its product somatostatin receptor type 2-like. The record is from RefSeq and is a predicted model, not a curated record. The transcript has a single exon. The coding region runs from base 1 to 1113 and encodes 370 amino acids. Gene Ontology annotation, cellular component: neuron projection; membrane. Gene Ontology annotation, molecular function: neuropeptide binding; somatostatin receptor activity. Lineage: Eukaryota; Metazoa; Chordata; Actinopteri; Gobiiformes; Gobiidae. Gene Ontology annotation, biological process: cellular response to estradiol stimulus; cellular response to glucocorticoid stimulus; neuropeptide signaling pathway.